UGUGUGGGACCCUGGGGUAUGAGCUGGUGAGUGAUCCCGUAUCAGGGCUGGGGUUUGUACUCUGAACCUUUUCCCUUUAAGUUUCUUCCCAGCAACCUCGAAAAGUCUGAAAGGAACCUUGUUUUGAGGUUGUCACCAAGGCCAUGAACAAGGACAGGCAGUAGAUGGCAGUGCAGGAUUGUAUAUCUCAGGGAACUCCCCUUUCUCACUCCAAGCCGGAAUUCCAUUUUCGUAGGAGCCAGCAGCCAACCCCUGGCUCCCGGGCUGCGGGCAGUCCCUCCCCCAUCUCUGCAGGAGGAUCUCCUUAGGCUGGGAUAAAAUAACCUUUUUCCAGCCACCAAGAGCUGACUCCGAGGAAAUGGUGACCGGAAAAGCCCAGCCGGGGCAGGAAGAGCCUGAGAUGCACCUCCUGAGCAUGCCAGCCCGGCGGGGUCCCCGCAGCUUACCUCCAAUUCCUUCAAUGUCCAGGACGGGCUUCGCCGAAUUCUCCAUGAGGGAGCGUCUGCGGGAGAAGCUGCAGGCUGCCAGGUCCAAGGCCGAAAGCGCGCUGCUGCAGGAAAUUCCCACCCCGAGACCCAGGCGCCUGCGAAGUCCCAGUGAGAAAGAGUUGGAGACAGAGUUUGGCCCGGAGCCAUGUAAAGAAUCACAAGCGACUUCACACAGAAAUGAUUCCCAAAGUUAUUCAAGAGUGAAGUUUCAUGAUGCCGUACAAAAGAUCAAGUCUAAACCCCAGGCCCCGCCUGGCUUCCCUUCUGCAGAGGAGGCCUAUAACUUCUUCACCUUCAGUUUUGAUCCCGAGCCAGAGGAACCCACAGUAAAAGCAAGAGCAAAAAACAGAGAUGGAACCCAUCAGGAGGAGGAAGGAGAGGAAGAGUCACCCGCAGGAGGCAUGAACAAAAUGGUACUUAAUGUCAUAGCGAGAGCAGGGACACCACAGAAGGAUGAAGAAGAGCUGCUGGGCAGUCAGGACGCCAAGGACUUCCUGUUGGGUUUGGACCCUGCACCUGAUGAGUUUGUGGUGGUCAGACCUGCAGAAUACGAAGGCACCCACACCUGGCUGGAAAAGGAAAAGGAACUCCUCUUUUUCCCCAGUAGGCGAGCAGUGCCGACCUGGAAGAAGCUCCCCGAGAACGUGCAGCCCAGGUUCCUGGAGGAUGAAGGCCUGUACACCGGGGCGAGGCCUGAGGUGGCUCGCGCCCAGCAGAACGUCGUGGAGAACCGGCUGCUGCGCCAGGAGCCGGAGAGAAAAUGGUUCGGCGAUGACGGCAGAAUCCUAGCCCUGCCGAGCCCCAUCAAACCCUUUUCCUCGCGGCCCCGGCCACUGGCUCAGGAGCCCAGUGCCCAGGCGGGACUGGAGACGCACUAUAAGAAGGCUGUGAAGUACGUGCACAGGACCCAGCACGUGGUCGGAUCUGCAGACCCUCCCGGCAGUUUCCAGCUGGACAUUGACAUCUCAGGUUUAAUUUUCACUCACCACCCCUGUUUCAGCCGAGAGCACGUUUUGGCAGCCAAGCUGGCCCAGCUAUAUGACCAGUACCUCGCAAGACACCAGAGAAGCAAGGCGAAGUUUCUUACUGAUAAGCUUCAAGCUCUAAGGAACGCAGUUCAGACUGGACUUUAUCCUGAAAAACCUCACCAGUCUCUUGAUGCAACCCAGAAGACCAUCAAGGAAUAUAAAUCUGAAAUUCGGGAGACAAGAAAACUGCGAGAUGCCGAACAAGAAAAAGAUCGGACACUGCUCAAGACCAUCGUGAAAGUGUGGAAAGAGAUGAAAUCCCUUCGGGAGUUCCAGAGGUUCACGAAUACGCCCCUGAAACUUGUGCUGAGAAAGGAAAAGGUUGACCAGAAAGCAGACGAAGAGGCAUAUGAAGCAGAGAUUCAAGCUGAAAUAAGUGAGCUGAUGGAAGAGCACACGGAGGAGUACGAACAGAGGCUGGGAGAGUACAGGGCUUCGUACCAGCAGUGGAAGGCUUGGAAAAAAGCCCAACAGAAGGCCAAGAAGAAGAAAAAGAAACAAGCGGAAGAGCAUCCUGAGGGAGAGGCUGAAGAGGAGCUCUAUCCCGGGGAGGAGCCUGUAAAGCCCAUCCCCCCAGAACUCCUAGACCAUGCAGUCCUAGAACAGCAGGCCAGGGAGCGUGCAGCCCACUCCAGGAGACGGCCGGGCGAGCCUGUGCUGCUCCCAGAGCUGAGCUUGACGGGGAGCGUGACACCCGAUGACCAGUGUCCCAGGGCAGAGGUCUUGCGAAGGGAAGAUGUGAAGCGACGCUCGGUGUAUUUAAAGGUGCUCUUCAACAGCAAGGAGGUGUCCAGGACAGUCAGUCGGCAGCUAGGAGCGGACUUCUGUGUUCACUUUGGACAGAUUUUCAAUCUGCAAAUAUUCAACUGGCCGGAGAGCUUAACACUUCAGGUCUACGAGACGGUUGGCCACAGCAGCACCACCUUGCUAGCAGAAGUCUUCCUGCCCAUCCCUGAGACCACCACUGUCACUAGAAGGGCUCCCGUGGAGGAGGUGGAGUUCAGCAGUAGCCAGCACGUGACCCUGGACCACGAGGGAGUCGGAAGUGGCGUGCCCUUCUCCUUCGAAGCUGAUGGCAGUAACCAGCUGAUUCUCAUGACCUCGGGGAGAGUGUCCCACAGUGUGGCGUGGGCCACAGGGGACAACGGCACCCCACUGAUUCCUCCACCAUCACAGCAGAGCCUUGGAUUCCGGAGUGCAUUGAAGAGAGCAGAUGCCAUCUCAUCAAUCGGCACAUCAGGACUAACGGACAUGAAGAAGCUGGCCAAGUGGGCAGCUGAGUCCAAGCUGGACCCGAAUGACCCCAACAACGCCCCUCUGAUGCAGCUGAUCUCGAUUGCUACCAGUGGGGAAUCCUAUGUGCCUGAUUUCUUUCGACUGGAGCAGCUGCAGCAGGAGUUUAAUUUUGUCACCAGUGAGGAAUUAAAUAGAUCCAAACGAUUCAGGCUUCUUUGUCUCAGAAGCCAAGAGGUACCGGAAUUCCGAAAUUAUAAGCAAAUCCCGGCAUAUGACCGAGAAAUCUUGGAAAAAGUAUUCCAGGACUAUGAGAAGCGGUUACGAGACAAAAGUGUAAUUGAAACCAAGGACCACAUAGACACCCACCGGGCUAUAGUAGCCAAGUACCUUCAGCAGGUUAGAGAAUCAGUAGUGAAUCGUUUCCUAAUUGCAAAACACCAUUUUCUUCUUUCUGACUUGGUAGUAGAAGAAGAAGUUCCCAAUAUGAGUUCUGAAGGCUCAGGCAUUCUGGGCCUAAGCCUUUUCAAGCUAGCAGAACAGAAGCGCCCACUGAGGCCAAGGCGGAAAGGCCGGAAGAAGGUGACGGCCCAGAACCUGUCUGACGGGGACAUAAAGCUGCUGGUGAACAUCUGCAGGGCCUACGACAUCCCCGUGAGAAAGCCCCCAGCCAGCAAAUCCCAGCAGCCGGCGAGGUCUUCGAGGACUUUCAGUGACAGGCAUGCGGCUUCCCCGGGGGCACACAGCCCCCCGCACAGCCCCGACACCCCCCUCAGCCAGGUUUCAGUGCGUCCUUUUGUGGAAGUCUCUUUUCAACGAACGAUUUGCCACACAACCACCGCUGAAGGACCCAACCCCAGCUGGAAUGAAGAACUUGAAUUUCCAUUCAGGGCCCCUAAUGGGGAUUACAGUACAGCCAGUUUACAGUCGGUAAAAGACGAUGUGUUCAUUAACAUUUUUGAUGAAGUGCUGCACGAUAUCUUAGAGGAUGAUCGGGAAAGAGGAAGUGGCAUCCACACUCGGAUUGAGAGACACUGGUUAGGGUGUGUGAAGAUUCCAUUUAGCACCAUAUAUUCCCAGGCAAGGAUUGAUGGAACAUUUAAAAUAAAUACUCCCCCAGUUCUCCUGGGCUACAGUAAGGAGCGAAACGUGCUUCUGGAGCGAGGCCUUGAUUCCGUCCGAAGCUUAAGUGAAGGUUCCUAUCUCACACUGUUCAUUACUAUCGAGCCGCAGCUGGUUCCGGGAGAGUCUGUUAGGGAGAAGACCAGCGACCUGCUUAAGAAGUUUGAUUCUCAGGAAGAUGAGAAAUUGCUUCAAGCAACAGAGAAGUUUCAAGCCGAGUGUGCGUUAAAGUUCCCGACUCGGCAGUGCCUUACGACAGUCACUGACAUAAGUGGAAAAACAGUUUUUGUUACCCGUUACCUCAAACCUCUCAACCCUCCUGAGGAGCUCCUGAAUGUCUACCCCAAUAACCCACAGGCCACUGCAGAACUGGUGGCUCGGUACGUUUCCUUGAUUCCUUUCUUGCCUGACACGGUUUCGUUCGCUGGUAUCUGUGAUCUCUGGAGCACAUCGGAUCAGUUUCUGGAUCUCCUGGCAGGAGACGAAGAGGAGCACGCCGUGCUGCUGUGCGAUUACUUCCUGUUCCUGGGGAAGAAGGCCUGGCUGGUGAUGGGCAACGCAAUUCCCGAGGGUCCAACUGCCUAUGUGCUAACUUGGGAACAAAAUCAUUAUUUAAUAUGGAAUCCCUGCAGUGGGCAUUUUUAUGCACAAUUUGAUACAUUCUGCCCCUUGAAAAGUGUGAGCUGUUUAAUUGGUCCUGAUAAUAUUUGGUUUAAUAUUCAACAGUAUGACUCUCCACUAAGGAUAAACUUUGAUGUCACCAAGCCCAAGCUAUGGAAAUCUUUUUUUUCAAGAAGCCUUCCAUAUCCUGGCCUUUCCAGUGUUCAGCCUGAAGAACUAAUUUAUCAACGCACAGAUAAAGCAGCUGCAGCUGAACUACAAGACAGGAUUGAAAAAAUGCUGAAGGAAAAAAUCAUGGACUGGAGGCCGCGCCACCUGACCCGGUGGAACAGGCACUGCACUUCCACCCUGCGCCACUUCCUGCCCCUGCUGGAAAGAAGCCAAGGAGAAGACGUGGAAGAUGAGCACAGAGCAGAGCUGCAGAAACAGCUCGGGGACUACAGGUUCUCUGGAUUUCCCCUUCAUAUGCCCUAUUCUGAAGUGAAGCCUUUAAUUGAAGCUGUGUACAGCACUGGAGUACAUAAUACUGAUGUUCCAAACGUUGAGUUUGCUUUAGCAGUGUAUAUCCACCCGUACCCUAAAAAUGUUUUGUCUGUCUGGAUCUAUGUGGCUUCCCUCAUCCGCAACAGGUAAUUUUUUCACUGUGCUUUUUGUAACAUUUUAAAACUAUAACAAGCAUACAAAAAUAUUUUUUAAAUUAUCGCACUAAAAGAAAGUAUGUUAAUGAAAUAAAAUUAUGAUCACCUAUUUUCAAA
This is a messenger RNA of Cavia porcellus (domestic guinea pig), 5247 nucleotides long. RefSeq names its product coiled-coil and C2 domain containing 2A (gene Cc2d2a). The record is from RefSeq and is a predicted model, not a curated record. Lineage: Eukaryota; Metazoa; Chordata; Mammalia; Rodentia; Caviidae. Gene Ontology annotation, biological process: non-motile cilium assembly; protein localization to ciliary transition zone. Bases 359 to 5125 code for a protein of 1588 amino acids. The transcript is spliced from 37 exons. Gene Ontology annotation, cellular component: ciliary transition zone.